CUUUUCGUCCUUUACUAUCCAACAAAAUGGGUCGGGUACGUACAAAAACUGUUAAGAAGGCUGCUAGGGUCAUCAUCGAAAAAUAUUACACCCGUUUAACCUUCGAUUUCCAUACCAACAAGAGGAUUUGUGAAGAGGUUGCUAUCAUUCCUAGCAAGAAAUUACGAAACAAGAUUGCUGGUUUUGCUACACAUUUAAUGAGGCGCAUCCAACGUGGACCAGUCCGUGGUAUUUCCAUCAAGUUGCAGGAAGAAGAAAGAGAAAGAAGGGAUAAUUUUGUACCUGAAGUUUCUGAAUUGGCUCAAGAAGUUAUUGAAGUCGACUCUGAUACCAGGGACUUAUUGCGUGAGAUGAAUGUUAUGGAUGACAUCACUAACUUACAAGUUGUGCAACCCAUUGAGAACUUUAGAGGUGCUAUUGGUGGAAGACAAUAAACCUGAGCACUACUACCUACAAUCGAUAUUGUAUAAUAAUUCUUCAAUAAAAGUAAUUACUUGAAC
Molecule: messenger RNA, 500 nt
Organism: Trichoplax adhaerens
Lineage: Eukaryota; Metazoa; Placozoa; Uniplacotomia; Trichoplacea; Trichoplacidae
Exons: 5
Coding region: 27-434 (135 amino acids)
Biological process (GO): translation
Cellular component (GO): ribosome
Molecular function (GO): structural constituent of ribosome
Source: RefSeq, a predicted model, not a curated record